This is a messenger RNA of Aphanomyces astaci, 1469 nucleotides long. RefSeq lists its product as hypothetical. The record is from RefSeq and is a predicted model, not a curated record. Gene Ontology annotation, molecular function: hydrolase activity, hydrolyzing O-glycosyl compounds; chitin binding. NCBI's taxonomy places the organism in Eukaryota, Oomycota, Saprolegniomycetes, Saprolegniales, Verrucalvaceae. Bases 12 to 1406 code for a protein of 464 amino acids. The transcript has a single exon. Gene Ontology annotation, biological process: carbohydrate metabolic process.
CAAUUUGAGCCAUGAAGUCCAUUAUCAUCUCCGCCGCCAUUCUGUCGUCUGUUGCUGCCAACAGCCGCGGAUUCGACCACCAUGAGUCGUCGCCUGUGGUGCUCCACGGAAACGAAACUGCCGUGAACGGCGGGCGAGCGCUGCCCACAAACAACCUCGUGGGGUUUUGGCACAACUUCAAGAACCCUUCGGGGAACACGUACCCGUUGAGCCAGAUCAGCAACGAAUGGGACGUGAUCAACGUUGCUUUCGCUGACCACCUCGGCCAGGGCAAACUCGCGUUCAACUUGGACGUGAACGCGGGCACAGAAGCGCAAUUCAUCGCCGACAUUAAAGCGUUGAAGGCGAAAGGGAAAAUCGUGGCGCUGUCGUUGGGCGGACAAGACGGCACCGUGUCGCUCAACGACGCGACGGAACUGGCCAACUUUGUGACCACCCUCUACGACAUCAUCACCAAGUUCGGCUUUGACGGGGUCGACAUUGACUUGGAGCACGGUGUGUACAUCGGCGCCCCGAUCAUCAACAACUUGAUUUCGGCCAUGAAACAACUCCGCCAAAAGGUGGGCCCGACCUUCUAUCUCAGCAUGGCGCCUGAACACCCGAACGUCCAAGGCGGGUAUGCUUCGUUUGGAGGUAUUUGGGGUGCCUACUUGCCCCUCGUGGACGGACUUCGCGAAGAACUCACGCAACUCCACCCGCAAUACUACAACAACGGCGGCUUCAUGUACGUUGACAACAAGAUUUUGAACGAAGGGACCGUGGACGGCUUGGUGGGGGGAAGUUUGAUGCUCAUCGAAGGCUUCAAGACCAACUACGGCAAUGGGUGGGAGUUCCGCGGACUGCGACCGGACCAAGUGUCGUUUGGUGUCCCAUCGGGCCCCAAGUCUGCCGGUCGCGGACAAGCCACCCCCGAGGUGAUUCGUCGGGCGCUGACCUGUUUGGCCCAAGGCGUCGGCUGUGACACUGUCAAGCCCAAGCAGCCAUACCCGACGUUCCGUGGUGUCAUGACCUGGUCAAUCAACUGGGACAGAUUUGACAACUUCGCCUUCUCCAAGCCCGUUCGUGCCGCCCUCGACAGCCUCGGUGGUGCUGUUCCCCCUCCGCCCCCUGCAACAUCGACUGUCGCCCCCUCGGCUGCCCCUACGACUACUCGCGCUCAGACUGCAGCCCCCACUCCCUCGACCUCGUCGGCCACAUCGGUUGCGCCAACUUCCGCCCCCACCCCUAGUCCCUCGGCUAGUGCCCCCACCACUGCGCCUUCGAGUGCGGCCCCGGUGACAACCGCGUCGUCCAAGGUCUGCGGCAAGUGCACCAAUUGUUACUAUCAACCCACGGACGCGUGUUUCGCUGGAUGGAACGCUCAACAGUGUGCCAGUGUGGCUUCGUUUACGUGGUGUGGAAAUUAGACUCACGUUGCGAUACAUCCUAGUACUACUGAGUAAUGUAUAAUUCAUUGAUGUUGCACGCCA